Molecule: messenger RNA, 1390 nt
Organism: Lineus longissimus
Lineage: Eukaryota; Metazoa; Nemertea; Pilidiophora; Heteronemertea; Lineidae
Product: zinc finger protein 70-like
Exons: 2
Coding region: 86-1183 (365 amino acids)
Biological process (GO): regulation of transcription by RNA polymerase II
Molecular function (GO): RNA polymerase II cis-regulatory region sequence-specific DNA binding; DNA-binding transcription factor activity
Source: RefSeq, a predicted model, not a curated record
GAAGGUGUUCAUGACACAGCGUCUGCUAGAUGUUCACAUGUGUAAAAAACUGACAAAUUAAAGAGAAAAAAAUGAACUGAACUGAAUGAGAAGUACUAGGGAGUUGGAGGAUGAAUUGUUGUCAGCCGCCUUAUCUUCAGAUGGUGCCAUCCCAGUUGGUGCAACUUUAACAAUUGAUGAUGCGGCGGUCAGCUCAGGAAAAGGCGUGAGACCUGGUACCAGUGCCAGUUAUGGUACAACAGAUAUUGGUACAGUCCCUGUUGUUAAUGUCACUUUUAACAGUGCUGGUACAAUGGGGGCGACACCUGCAGCUCGUCCUAGCAAUGGUCCCAGUACAGUUAAGAAAACAAAAUGGAGGAGACGAAAACCAGAGCCAAAGAAAUUCAAAUGCGAAUAUUGUGAGAUGGCUUUCUCGACUAGUUCAGGUGUAAUAAUUCAUACACGAACUCAUACUGGUGAUAAACCUUUUAAAUGCUCAAUGUGUUCAAAGGCGUUUGCGCGGGAAGACAGUUUAAGAAAUCAUGUCAUGAUCCAUACCGGAGAGAAACCAAGUAAAUGUUCGAUCUGCGGGAAAAGCUUCAGAGAGAAGAAGUCAUUGAGAUAUCAUCUGCUGACACACAAGGAGUUGAUUCCUGCGAUAAACCGCAUUGUUGAGGAACAAAGUCAUGAAGCUGGAACGAUCAAUCCUAUUUACAAAUGCAGGAUUUGCCAGAAGGUGACUCGGGGGAUGGGAAAAUAUAAAAUACAUUUGAUUCGGCACAGAGAGUUGGCACCAGCCCUUCACAGUAUUAUGAAUGAACAAAAAACUGACCGGAAGAUUCGAGCUACAGUACCAAAGAAACAUAUACAAUGUUCUCUGUGUUUGAAAAUUUUUGAGAAGAACUCGCUUUUUAAAAUUCAUUUUCGUACCCAUACCGGUGAAAAACCAUUCCUGUGUUCAGUUUGCGGGAAGUCUUGUACAACAGAUGGCAGCCUUUCUAAACAUAUGCAAACUCACUUUGGAAUUGAGAGCUGUAAAACAAAGCAAUGUCCUUAUUGCGAUAAGGCUUUUAGAGAUGUGACUGGUUUGCGUGAACAUCAAAGGAUUCAUACAGGAGAGAUGCCAUAUACCUGUCAUCUUUGUGGAAAAUCGUUCAGAUUUAAAUCAAACCUUAAUGCCCACUUGCGCAUACAUAGGAAGUGAAUUUAAGAGGGAAAAAUGGGUUUUCAGUAGAUAAGAGUGUCCUUAAUAGAGAGGUGUCUGCUAAGGGAGGUUCCACUGUAAUUUACUUCGUUGCUGAAACUGACUAUUCUGUUUGUGAAAUUCUUCAUUGUUCAGUGUGACACAGGCAUUUUGUGAAUAGAUUGAGUAUAUUUGUAUCCGUGUAUUUGGUAGGUAGCCAUUAGGAAG